UCUCGCGUCAUUUCUUUCUUCCUUCCUUCCUUCCUUCCUUCCUUCUCCUUCCCUUUCAAAUCCACCUUUCUUUCUGGUCUCAUCCCAAUCAUCAUUUCCGUACUAAAUUUCUGCGAGAAUGGCUACUUAUACGCCGAAGAAUAUACUGAUCACUGGGGCAGCUGGCUUUAUUGCAUCUCAUGUUGCUAAUCGCCUAAUUAGGAACUACCCUGAUUACAAGAUUGUUGUGCUUGACAAGCUUGAUUAUUGCUCGAGUCUCAAGAAUCUUAAUCCGUCUAGAUCAUCUCCUAAUUUCAAGUUUGUUAAGGGGGAUAUUGGGAGUGCUGAUUUGGUUAACUAUCUUUUGAUUACCGAGUCUAUUGAUACGAUAAUGCACUUUGCUGCACAGACUCAUGUUGAUAACUCGUUUGGUAAUAGUUUUGAGUUUACGAAGAAUAAUAUCUAUGGCACCCAUGUUCUUCUUGAGGCCUGCAAGGUUACUGGUCAGAUUAGAAGGUUUAUUCAUGUAAGUACAGAUGAGGUGUACGGUGAAACGGAGGAGGAUGCUGUUGUUGGUAACCAUGAAGCUUCGCAGCUUCUUCCAACGAACCCAUACUCUGCCACUAAAGCUGGUGCUGAAAUGCUUGUCAUGGCGUAUGGUAGGUCAUACGGGUUGCCGGUGAUCACCACCAGAGGGAAUAAUGUUUAUGGUCCAAACCAGUUCCCGGAGAAGCUUAUCCCGAAGUUCAUCCUUUUGGCCAUGAGAGGAAAGACACUUCCGAUUCAUGGUGAUGGAUCUAAUGUUAGGAGUUAUCUCUACUGUGAGGACGUUGCUGAGGCUUUUGAAGUGAUUCUUCACAAGGGUGAAGUUGGUCAUGUUUAUAAUAUUGGGACGAAGAAGGAGAGACGAGUUAUUGAUGUUGCAAAAGAUAUGUGCAAGCUUUUCAAUAUGGAUCCUGAUGCAAGCAUCAAGUUUGUGGAGAAUAGGCCGUUCAACGAUCAGAGGUACUUCUUGGAUGACGAGAAAUUGAAGAGCUUGGGUUGGUCUGAAAGGACCUUAUGGGAGGAGGGUCUUAAAAAGACCAUCGAAUGGUAUACUAGCAAUCCUAAUUGGUGGGGAGAUGUCUCUGGAGCGCUUCUUCCUCAUCCAAGAAUGUUGAUGAUGCCCGGUGGAGUUGAUAGGCUUGUUGAUGGACCUGAAAAUUCUGAGUUUGAUUCAUCUGAUGUCGCAAUCAAUACUUCUCAGAUUGGUGUUCAGGUUCCUUCAAAGUCCACUAUCAACUCUCCUAAGAAACCAGCUUUGAAGUUCCUCAUCUAUGGUAAAACUGGGUGGAUCGGUGGCCUACUUGGAAAGUUAUGUGAGAAACAAGGAAUUACAUACGAGUAUGGAAGAGGUCGUUUGGAAGACCGUUCACAACUUCUGGCUGAUAUUCAAUCUAUUAAGCCUACUCAUGUUUUUAAUGCUGCUGGUGUCACUGGUAGACCUAAUGUUGAUUGGUGUGAAUCUCACAAGACCGAAACUAUUCGUACGAAUGUGUCGGGCACUCUUAAUAUAGCAGACGUGUGCAGAGAAAGCGGGCUUGUGAUGAUCAAUUUUGCUACUGGAUGCAUUUUUGAGUAUGAUGCUAAACACCCUGAAGGUUCUGGCAUUGGUUUUAAGGAAGAAGAUACACCCAAUUUCGUUGGGUCCUUUUAUUCCAAGACCAAAGCUAUGGUUGAGGAGCUAUUGAAAGAGUAUGACAAUGUAUGCACCCUCAGAGUGAGGAUGCCCAUAUCAUCAGACCUCAACAACCCACGUAACUUCAUCACCAAAAUUGCUCGUUACGAUAAAGUUGUGAACAUACCCAACAGCAUGACUAUUUUGGAUGAACUUUUACCAAUUUCGAUUGAGAUGGCCAAGAGAAAUUUGACGGGAAUCUGGAACUUCACAAAUCCUGGGGUGGUAAGCCACAAUGAGAUUCUUGAAAUGUACAAGAAGUACAUAAACCCAGAAUUUAAAUGGGUUAACUUCACACUGGAAGAACAAGCCCUAGUGAUAGUCGCCCCGCGAAGCAAUAACGAGUUGGAUGCAUCAAAGUUGAAGAAAGAGUUCCCAGAAUUACUUUCAAUCAAGGAGUCAUUAAUCAAGUACGUAUUCGAACCCAACAAAAAGCAGUAAUAGCAAUUAUUUCUAGAGUUUAUUGAAACCUCAUAUUCACUUGUGCUUCAUUACUUGCUAGUUUUUGUAUGGUUUGGAUUAUACAUCUGUAACGUUUUAAGUCGACAUUGCUCUAGUGUUUGUUUCAUAGCAUUGAUCACACAGAGAUUAUAGGAGGCUAUUUCUUUAGUUAUUUUAUAUUCAUCAUCUUCUGUCUCCACGAAAGUUAGUUUGUUAAAAAUUUGUUACCGAGUAUUUCCCCUUCAGUUUUGUUAAAAGUUUCACCCAGGAUUGUAUUAUUGAAUUCUCUAUAUGAUUUGUUAUGUCGUUAUUUGUUACUGGCAAGUGGCAAUCUAGUUUAUUUGUGA
Messenger RNA from Erigeron canadensis, 2484 nucleotides. RefSeq names its product trifunctional UDP-glucose 4,6-dehydratase/UDP-4-keto-6-deoxy-D-glucose 3,5-epimerase/UDP-4-keto-L-rhamnose-reductase RHM1. Gene Ontology annotation, molecular function: UDP-L-rhamnose synthase activity; dTDP-glucose 4,6-dehydratase activity; UDP-glucose 4,6-dehydratase activity. The transcript is spliced from 3 exons. Bases 119 to 2137 code for a protein of 672 amino acids. Gene Ontology annotation, biological process: flavonol biosynthetic process; UDP-rhamnose biosynthetic process; auxin export across the plasma membrane. The record is from RefSeq and is a predicted model, not a curated record. NCBI's taxonomy places the organism in Eukaryota, Viridiplantae, Streptophyta, Magnoliopsida, Asterales, Asteraceae.